Pangasianodon hypophthalmus (striped catfish) is the source of this 2409-nucleotide messenger RNA. RefSeq names its product serine/threonine kinase 25b (gene stk25b). Lineage: Eukaryota; Metazoa; Chordata; Actinopteri; Siluriformes; Pangasiidae. Gene Ontology annotation, biological process: protein phosphorylation. The record is from RefSeq and is a predicted model, not a curated record. The transcript has 11 exons. Bases 896 to 2173 code for a protein of 425 amino acids. Gene Ontology annotation, molecular function: ATP binding; protein kinase activity.
CGCACUGUUAUUUUUUUUUGUCCUCACGUAAGCCGCAAAGCAACAAGGCUGAGCGAGGACUCGCCCCGACGCGCUAUAACGGCUUAUAACGUCUGAGGACACUGACAGUGUGCUGGAGCGCCGCCGUUCAUGGAGUUAAAGGACACCUGAGCGCGUGAAUAUCGCCGGGUUUGGACAGAAAGAGAGCGGAGGCCGAAAACACGGCGGAGAGGCGACUGUGCUGCUGGAGCUGCGGCUCUCUCUGCGCCUCUCUCUGCGCCUCUCUGCCUCUGUCUGCCUCUGCCUCUGUCUCUCUCUACCUCUGUUUCUGGCUCUGACUCUCUCUACCUCUGUCUCUGCCUCUCACUGACCCUCUCUGCCUCUCUCUCUGCCUCUGCCUCUGCCUCUGGCUCUGACUCUCUCUACCUCUCUCUCUGACUCUGUCUCUGCCUCUCACUGACCCUCUCUGCCUCUGUUUCUGCCUCUGUCUCUACCUCUGUCUCUGCCUCUCUCUGACUCUCUGCCUCUGUCUCUGCCUCUCUCUGACUCUCUCUCUGCCUCUGUUUCUGCCUCUGUCUGCCUCUCUUUGCCUCUCAAUGAUUCUCUCUCAGACUCUCACUGACUCUCUCUGCCUCUGUCUGCCUCUCUCUCUCUGACUCUCCCUCCUUCUCUUUACCUCUCUCUGCCUCUCUUUCUCUCUCCCUCUCUGCCUCUCUCUCCGCCUCUCUCUCUCUCUCUCCCUCUCUCUCUGCCUCUCUCGCUCCCUCUCUCUCUCCCUCUCUCCCUCUGCCUCCCUCUCUCUCUCUGCCUCUCUCUGCCUCUCUCAGGCUGCAGGGCUAAAACGCUGGACACUACACUGCUGCACACUGGUGUAUUUGAGGGAAUAAAGGGCUGAAAGCUGCCCUGAGCCUUCAGCAUGGCGCACCUCCGGGCCAUCAACCAGAACGUUCGUCUGGACCCAGAGGAGUACUUCACUAAGCAGGAGCGAAUUGGGAAGGGUUCAUUCGGUGAAGUCUACAAAGGCAUCAACAACCGCAGUAAAGAGGUGGUGGCCAUCAAGAUCAUCGACCUGGAGGAGGCCGAGGACGAGAUCGAGGACAUCCAGCAGGAGAUCACCGUCCUGAGCCAGUGUGACAGCCCCUUCGUCACGAAGUACUAUGGCUCCUAUCUCAAGGGAACUAAACUGUGGAUCAUUAUGGAAUAUUUGGGAGGAGGAUCUGCUUUAGAUCUUCUCCGCCCUGGGCCGUUGGAGGAGACCUACAUCGCCACUAUUCUUAGGGAAAUUCUGAAGGGUCUGGAGUAUUUACACUCGGAAAGGAAGAUUCAUCGCGAUAUUAAAGCUGCCAACGUGCUGCUGUCUGAGCAGGGGGACGUGAAGCUGGCGGACUUCGGCGUAGCCGGUCAGCUCACAGACACACAGAUUAAGAGGAACACGUUUGUGGGAACUCCGUUCUGGAUGGCCCCGGAGGUCAUCAAACAGUCGUCCUACGACUUCAAGGCUGAUAUCUGGUCGCUGGGCAUCACAGCCAUCGAGCUGGCUAAAGGAGAGCCGCCGAACUCGGACCUGCACCCCAUGCGUGUGCUCUUCCACAUCCCUAAAAACACGCCCCCUACGCUGGAGGGCUCCUACAGCAAACCCUUCAAAGAGUUUGUGGAGGCGUGUCUGAAUAAAGACCCGCGAUUCAGACCCACAGCUAAAGAGCUGCUGAAACACAAGUUCAUCACACGCUACACCAAGAAGACGUCGUACCUGACGGAGCUGAUCGACCGCUACCGCCGCUGGAAAUCUGAGGGCCACGGAGAGGAGUCCAGCUCCGACGACUCGGACAUGGACGGAGACGGUGACGAGAGGGACCAGUGUCCUAUGUGGACGUUCCCCACAGUGCGUCCCAGCUCCAUGAAUAAACUACAGAAAGACUACACUAACACAGACUCGGAGGCGGCGGAGACGGUGAAGAGGCAGCCGAGGUCUCAGUGUCUGUCUGCACUCGUCUCACCCAUUUUCAGAGAGUUAAAGGAGAAGCGGAGGGCGAGCGGUGGAGGAAUCGGGGCCAUAGAGGAGCUGGAGAACGCCUUUAACCUGGCCGAGGAGUCGUGUCCCGGCAUCUCAGACCUGCUGGUCACACACGUGAUGGAGAGAGUGUGUCGGUUUGCACUGAACAGCAACGGAAACACGACCCCGUCGUCACGGUGAAGCCCCUCCUGACCCCGGCCUUGACCUCUGACCCCUGCCCGCCUGCUCAUGACCCCCUGGUGCACCCCGUGUUCCCGUUGUCUCCACCGUGCAGAUGUUUUAAUGAGUUGUAAUGAAAUAUUUUUACAGGUUCUUUAUAGAGCGGAGAUAUUUAAGAGACAAAGCCAUGCCACUGAGCUGUGUUCACCUGUUACACCCCUUACACCCAAAUCCUCAUAAAACCUCACACACAUCUA